Molecule: messenger RNA, 222 nt
Organism: Serendipita indica DSM 11827
Lineage: Eukaryota; Fungi; Basidiomycota; Agaricomycetes; Sebacinales; Serendipitaceae
Source: the annotation of a GenBank genome assembly
AUGACUCGUACGACAAUUCGUAUUCGGAGACAAGGGGGAAAUCAGCGAGAAAUGGAUCGAGCAAAGGCUCAGAAGAAGGCCGCUGCUCAAAAGAAACCAAAGGAGAGCGCAACGUCGCUGGCCAAGCGCAGAGAGGCUGAUGCAGCUGCUAUGCAACUCAAGGCAAAGAAAAAGGAAGAAGAACGAGCAGCACAAGCUAGUGGAAGCGGCUCGGGGAAGUAG